Anthostomella pinea is the source of this 1161-nucleotide messenger RNA. NCBI's taxonomy places the organism in Eukaryota, Fungi, Ascomycota, Sordariomycetes, Xylariales, Xylariaceae. The record is from the annotation of a GenBank genome assembly.
AUGGCCACCAUUCGAUCUUGCAUCUCUGGGAGCGACUGCAACCAAGAAUACGGCAGACAUACCACCAAGGCCACGUUCACCAAUCAAAAGGUCAGGUCGGCUGUCGAUACGUGGACGAACAACUGCACAGAAUCACCCGCACCAUCCCCUUCCCAUGUUGAUGAUGAGAUCUUAACGUUCGCUAUCCAUACAAACCUAGAUCAGGAGGAGCGGCCCUACUUCAACGCCCUAUUGUCCGGUACUCGGGAACUACAGUCUGCUUUUAGGGCACCGACACCGUUGCGGAAGCCUCGGACGGACUUCAUUAUGAUGACUGGGCUUCAGCUACAGCGACUAUAUCGCUUGUCUCAGACACCGCGAGAUGCUGAGACUGCCGUAUAUCGCGUCAAGCACCCAUUGUACCACGACAUCCUAACAACGAUGAUGGACAUCAGACCACAAGAGUGGGAGUUCCUUAUUUCAGGCUGGUGUGAUGGUUUCCUGUGUCCUGGGGCUGAUAGGGACGAUGCGAUGACGAUUACCGCCGACAAUCCAUUGUCUCGAGGCAGUUUGCCUGGCCAUGGGUUCUUUCCUCCACCGCCAUCUAGGGAACCGAUGGAUCCGGGCAUGCCACGAGCUCCCGGCUUUGGUGCUUCUCGCUCUAGCAAGCCGUAUUCUCAAAUCAACUCCUGUGGCGCGACACCCGCUUCCUUUAUUUCGCUGUAUUCUUCAUCGUCAACAUCUCCGGGUCACAACCAGCCACCGGUGUCUCAUGAUGAAGAGAUUGAGAUGGUCGCUCUGGCGGGAAUAGAGCAAGGGAUAUACCAGGGCAUGGAGGCGCUCGAAGAUGCGUUCGAGAAACUACACGAACGUGCCGAGAUGGUGCGGCAUGCCCUUCGGCAGCGUAACAAGGGUCUAUUGAUGAGCAAGCAGCGUCGCCGUCUUGGGAAAAUCGAUAUGCUGCCUCAACUAUCUGACACCUCGGCAGGUAAUGAAAGGCCAUCUUGGGCUACUGGAGACGACUACAAAGUCAUGAGCGAAAGCGACUGGGAUGAGGAUGAUUUCGACAUAGCGCCGGAGGAUUCGGCAAGCAACAUUCCGAGCUCGAAGUAUCGACGUCCGAAACGACAAAACCAGAAGAACAUACCAGCAACCAUCAAAGAGGACGAUAAUGAGAACUGA